CCUCGCCACCGAAUUUCCUCCAUUGUGCCUCUUUCCGGGAUUACGCUGACGAGGAAAGGAUGGCUCAGAAUAAUUAUUUCGGCUUUACUCACGGUGGCACGCAAUAUGGGGCAACUGGUGCUGCUGCUUAUCAGACAGGACAGGCUGGAUAUGCUGUAACACCUACAGCUACUGCUGCUACUUAUACUCAGAGACCAGCCGCAGCUGCCCCCCCUGGCUACGAGACAUACCAAGCCGCAGCAGCCGCUGCCACUGGAACAACUUAUGCUGGUUUUUUUUCCCCCGUAGCUGCUAAUCCAGGUACAGUAGCUCAAACGUACGACUACGGUUACGGUCGUGCUGCACCAGCAGCAACAUACGACGCGACAAAGACGUAUUAUCAGCAGCCAGCUGCUGCUGCUGCAACGUACACGACAACAGAGACACAUUAUCAAGCAGCAAAGCCUGCUUACAGCACGACAAACGCAUACACAGGGACAGCAAGACAAGCUACAACUACUGGACAAGCCAAGACUUAUCAGGCAUCCAGUACAGCUUAUCAGCAGUCCAAUCCUACCCAGAGUGCCACGUAUUCCUCAGGAUACACUGCACCUGCAGCACCCCCUGCUGCACCAGCUGCUGCUGCUAACAAACCAACGAGUACAACGUAUUCCGGCUAUGACGCAGCGCUUUAUAGCGCUGCGACAAUGUACGUAGCACAGCAAAGUGCAAACAGCAAUUCGACUAACCAGAAGACUGGAGGUUGGCAGGGCUACGGACGCAAGGGGUUUGCCCCUGGUGGAGGUGGAGGAGGUGGUGGUGGAGGUGGUGGCGGUGGUAUGAAGAGUAUGCGAGCCAAGCAGCCACCGAAGCCCCAACAAUUGCACUACUGCGAUGUCUGUAAGAUCAGUUGCGCUGGACCACAGACAUAUCGUGAGCAUCUCGAGGGACAGAAGCACAAGAAGAAAGAGGCAUCGCUCAAGGUGCCACAGCAGCCACCAGCACGUGGUGCUGGAAAUUCUCUGAGGUGUGAACUCUGCGAUGUUACCUGCACUGGUAAUGACGCCUAUGCUGCACACAUUCGUGGUGCUAAACACCAGAAGGUUGUUAAGCUGCACACGAAACUGGGAAAACCCAUUCCCAGUGCUGAUCCCACUGUUCUCAAUCCCAAACCUGCUGCUGCUGCCAAGGCUGCUGGAGCUGCCAAGAAACCAACUGUAACAGCAACUCCCAAAAUCAAUUUUGUCGCUUCUGGAAACCUGGGUUCAGUGGCUGUUAAUCAGUCUCAGCCCCCAGAUCCAAAACCAGAGGAGGCAGCCCAGGAGGAGGCCUCAGAGGAAUCCCCAGUCGACGAGAAUGAUAUCCAGCCAGUCGGUCAGGAAUACAUAGAGGAGAAUAAAUCCGAGGACGGUAAAAUAAUAAGUUUCAACUGCAAACUCUGCGAGUGUCGGUUCAACGAUCCGAAUGCCAAGGACAUGCACAUGAAGGGUCGUCGCCACAGGUUGGCGUACAAGAAAAAAGUCAAUCCAGAUCUGGUGGUGGAUAUGAAACCGAGCCUGAAGCAACGAAAGAUGCAGGAGGAGAAGCACAGGAGGCAGCAGGCGCGCGAGGAAUUUUCCCGACGUCGCGAGGACAUGGGACAAAUGGGACAGAUGGGGCCAAUGGGUCCCAUGGGACCACUCGUCGACGAGGAGAUGAUGUACUGGGAGGAGAGACGAAGGUACGAGGAGGAGUGCGAGUACUAUGAGUGGUACAGACGUUAUGGUAGAGGACCUGGUGCACCACCGAUGCCACGGCCUUUCCCAGGACCACCACCUAUGAUGAUGUUCCCAGGCCCCCAACGACGUCCUGACUCGUCAGACGAUAAACACGUCGCUGCUCAUCACUCCACUAUUUAUCCCAAGGAGGAGGAACUGCAGGCAGUUCAAAAAAUUGUUUCACACACUGAAAAAGCCCUGAAAUUUGUAUCUGAUGCAUUGGCUGAGGCAACGAAAAAGACUACAUCACCGUCGGCUACGCCAACACCAGCACCACCAGCUCCUGUUACCAAUGCUGAGGGGAAAAAGGAGGAGGUUACUGAUAAGAAAAAACCAGCAACACCACCCCAGAAGGAGGAUGGAAGCGAUGGGAAUUUAUUCUCAUUUCACAAGGAGAAGGAGGACACGAGGAUUCUCAGGGGUGUCAUGAGGGUUGGCAAUCUUGCUAAGGGAUUGUUACUCUCUGGGGACAAUCACGUUUGUCUCGUUGUUCUGUGCCUUGAGAAACCAACCAAGACUCUGCUUAAUAAGGUUGCUGAGAUUCUUCCUGCUCAGCUCAAGAUUGUUGCACCUGAGGACACGUAUAAUGUUGGAAAACAUCCGGAGUCAGCUGCUAUCACGGUCUCUGGGGGAAGUGUCACUGUCAGUGUCACUUUGACAAGUCCUCUCAUGAGAGAGACACCAAAACCAGCUGGUGCAGAUAAUGCUGGACAGCAGCAACAGGGAGCUGCUCAACCGCAAACAACGCCCGCGACGCCCGCAGUGACCAAACCAGACCCACCAGAUGUACUACCCAAGGCUAAGUGUUUGGAGGCUUUAGCUGCACUCAGGCAUGCCAAGUGGUUUCAGGCUAGGGCUACUUCACUCCAGAGCUGUGUUAUGGUUAUUCGUAUUAUGCGAGAUCUUUGCAAUCGUGUACCUACGUGGGCACCUCUCAAUGCCUGGGCGCUUGAGCUGUUGACUGAGAAAGUAAUUAGCACUGCGGGAUGCCCCCUGUGCCUCGGGGAAGCACUGAGACGUCUCCUGGAGUGCGUUGCAGGAGGGAUUCUCCUUCCUGGAGGUCCAGGACUGGCUGAUCCCUGUGAGAAGGAGCCUGUGGAUGCCAUUGGUGGAAUGACAGCUCAGCAACGAGAGGACAUAACGGCAUCAGCUCAGCAUGCCCUCCGUUUAGUCGCGUUUAGACAGAUUCAUAAGGUUUUGGGAAUGGAGCAGCUGCCACCACCAAAACACAAAGCUCGUUUCACACGAAAACGCAGACGUGACAACAGCAAUGGCGAGGGGACAGACAGUGAGGCAUCGAAGAAGGAUAAAAAAGCUGAGGAGACUAAGGCAGAGAUCAAGAUGGAGACGGACUCCAAGUAAAUAUUAAUGUGAAGAUAAUAUUUGAAUACUUGUAGGCGUGUCGAGCAUCAAUAAUUCAUGGAAAAUCAUACAUUGAUUGUCACCAAAACCAUUAUUUAUAUUAUCGGGGAGAUAACAAUUGUGAAUCAAUUAAAAUAGGUUAUUAAGGACUAUUUCGGUGGAAAUUUUAUGAUUAUUCCAUCAGGGAGUUGUGGGGGAAUGAGUGAGUGGGGGGAAAUUAGAGAUAAGGAGACGUCAACGAAAGUGAAAUGAUUAUCGAAUUUAUUCAUUAGAGAAAUCAGGUUUUCAAGUAAAUUCUAUUUCAUUUAGUAAUUCGUACCAUUUGUUCUCUUACGUUAGCUUUUGUCGAUAACUUUUUAGUUUAUUUGGGAGUGAAGUAAAAAAAGUGGAAAACUUAAAUUGGCACUUGGAAAACUUGCGUUUAUCUAAGAAAUUAGGGGCUCGGGAGAAAAUUGUCAUAGGAAAAAAUUGUGGAGGAUUGAAUUUCAGACGUAACUUUCCUCUGCUGUUUUUCUCUAGGAGAAUUUGUUGACGAGAUAAUUGAAAAGUUUAUGUGCUGCGAGUUUUCAUUUUUUUCUAAGGGUUUUUCAAGUUUGCUACUGAAUUUCGAAGAUAACUCGAGGCCGGGCGGUUUUACACGAAAAUGUCAAAACAAUUUUACGUGGGGAAUUAAUUUUUCCAUAGAUAAUGUUUGUUGACUUUUUUCUCUAAGGCUGAUCGUUACCGAGAUUAUUCGGUUAUUAUAGACACGUCAUGUCACGAUUGAAUUUCCCUUGGCCUUCCCCAGCAAUAUGACAAUUAAAUUUUUUAUUCUCAAUGAAUAUUCAAUGAAUAGAAGUCAAUGAUGUGUGAACGCGACUUAUUACUGAUUGAUUGAACUCGAGAGAUUCGGGAAAUAAAAUAGUUAGAAUUUAAUUUUUACGAAUUAAGAUUGUAGGGUAGUUUGUAUUUCGCGACUCGAUGUGUAUGUUGUGUGUGUAGUCGUAAUGGAACAUAUGGAGUGAAGAAAUAUGAGGAUAUAUUAGCAUUUGUGAGCUGCUGACAAUUUUUCUGUGUCAUUUUCCCUCCCCUCUCCACCGAGACAUUACGAAAUUAUGAAUGUAAUUAUCCACUGACCAUUUUUCGCUAAUUCAUUUAUUUCAGUAGAACAUCAUUUUGCAGAUCAUUGAUUUAAUCCACUGACCUUUAUAGCACUGCUGAUGUACUCUGAAUAUUAUCAAAAUUAUCAAUAAACCAAAUCUCAACUGAAUCGA
Molecule: messenger RNA, 4351 nt
Organism: Fopius arisanus
Lineage: Eukaryota; Metazoa; Arthropoda; Insecta; Hymenoptera; Braconidae
Gene: Zn72D
Product: Zinc-finger protein 72D
Exons: 9
Coding region: 60-3098 (1012 amino acids)
Cellular component (GO): precatalytic spliceosome
Molecular function (GO): single-stranded RNA binding; zinc ion binding; double-stranded RNA binding
Source: RefSeq, a predicted model, not a curated record